This is a messenger RNA of Hirsutella rhossiliensis, 174 nucleotides long. RefSeq names its product proteolipid membrane potential modulator domain-containing protein. The record is from RefSeq and is a predicted model, not a curated record. Gene Ontology annotation, cellular component: membrane. The transcript has 3 exons. Bases 1 to 174 code for a protein of 57 amino acids. NCBI's taxonomy places the organism in Eukaryota, Fungi, Ascomycota, Sordariomycetes, Hypocreales, Ophiocordycipitaceae.
AUGCCUCUCACCGGAAGCGACAUUUGCAAGUUCAUCUUCGCCGUCCUCCUCCCGCCUCUGGGUGUCUUCCUCGAGACGGGCUGCGGCGUCGACCUGCUCAUUAAUGUCGCCCUGACCAUUCUGGGCUACAUUCCUGGUAUCAUCCACGCCAUCUACAUCAUCGUGACGAGGUAG